This is a messenger RNA of Aspergillus puulaauensis, 1410 nucleotides long. Its product is annotated as flotillin domain protein. The coding region runs from base 1 to 1410 and encodes 469 amino acids. Gene Ontology annotation, cellular component: plasma membrane. Gene Ontology annotation, biological process: protein localization to plasma membrane. The transcript is spliced from 7 exons. NCBI's taxonomy places the organism in Eukaryota, Fungi, Ascomycota, Eurotiomycetes, Eurotiales, Aspergillaceae. The record is from RefSeq and is a predicted model, not a curated record.
AUGAGAUACGCUAUCGCUGAACCGAGCGAGUACCUAGUGCUCACUGGAGCCGGAAUUCCAGAUAUCGAGAUCUGCAAAAAGGCCUGGGUGAUGCCAUGGCAGCGGUGCGCAAGGAUCUCCGUUAUGCCGUUUGACUUCUCCCUCAGUCUCCAGGCUAUGACCAUCGAAAAGCUGCAGUUCUCCCUUCCUGCAGUCUUUACUAUCGGCCCAGAUGACCAGAUGAUAUCCCUCAAGAAAUACGCCCUUCUACUUUCUGGGACUGCCGAACGUCAACAAAACAAGGCGGCACCUGAUGCUAAUCUGAGUACUCCCGCAACCAGAAACCAUGUCCAGGAUAUCGUGAAGGGUAUCAUUGAGGGUGAAACUCGCGUGAUUGUUUCGAGCAUGACCAUGGAGGAGAUCUUCAAGGAGCGUCAGGUGUUCAAGUCGAAAGUCAUUGCCAACGUUCAAAAUGAACUGGCCCAAUUCGGUCUGAAAAUUUACAACGCCAACGUCAAGGAGCUUCAGGACACAAAGGGCAGCGAGUACUUUGCGUUCUUGAGCCGAAAGGCUCAUGAGGGAGCUCUGAACCAAGCCAAGAUCGAUGUCGCAGAGGCCCGGAUGAGAGGUGAGAUUGGUGAAGCCGAAAAGCACGGCCGGACAAAACAAGAAAUCUCCAAAAUCGAUGCGGACACUGCCGUUCUGGAGACAAAGCGCAAGGCUGAAAAGGCAAAGGCCGACUCAGAGCUCAUGAACCGCCAGACAGAGCUUGAUUCCCAGGUCCAACUCGGCAAGAUCACCGCUCAGCGUCAGACAGAAGCGAGGGAUGCAGAAUUGCUGAAACAGGUUGAGACCAAGCGGGCUGAGACAGAACUCGAACGUCUUAGGGCUAAACAAGUCACAAAGAGUAAGGUGGAACGAGAGUCUGCUCAGCAAGCGACGGACGCCCAGUACUAUUCCAGCACCAAGGCUGCAGAGGCAAAGCUGUAUGAGGAUAAGAUGGAGGCGGAUGCGAAAUUUUACCGUUCUAGCAGAGAUGCAGAUGCCGCCUUCAAUUCGAAGAAGCGUGAAGCUGAAGGAGUACUGGAAAUGGCCAAAGCUUACGGCGCCCUCAUUGAUGUUCUUGGCGGUCCUCAAGCCUUCCUUCAGUGGAAGAUGAUUGAGACCGGCAUGUACGAGAAACUGGCUGUAGCGAAUGGUAACGCUGUUCGAGGCCUUCAACCCAAGAUCACCACAUGGAACACUGGCGGUGACGGUGCGAAUGGUUCUGGGGAUUCAUUGGGCCCCAUUCGCAAUAUCAUGCAGGGUCUUCCUCCUUUGCUCAGCACAAUCCACGACCAAACUGGAAUCAAACCCCCCCAAUGGUUUGCUCAGAUGCCGGAUGACGCUCAGGAAGGAAAACCAAACACCGCUGCCAACAAGUUGAAUUAA